Megalops cyprinoides (Indo-Pacific tarpon) is the source of this 5187-nucleotide messenger RNA. It is a transcript of the gene nol8, whose product is annotated as nucleolar protein 8. The record is from RefSeq and is a predicted model, not a curated record. The coding region runs from base 113 to 3760 and encodes 1215 amino acids. The transcript has 17 exons. Gene Ontology annotation, molecular function: RNA binding. Lineage: Eukaryota; Metazoa; Chordata; Actinopteri; Elopiformes; Megalopidae.
GGGACUGUUUCUUGUGAGUGCAACGUUCGCCAUGGCAUACAUACUUGUGAAGUGAGCGUAGCCAACCACCUUGGAACUUCUGAACCGCAGGGAGAGAGUGAGUUAUCUAGCUAUGAAGCGCUUGUACAUCGGUGGACUGGGUCACGCCAUCUCCCAGAAGGAUCUGAAGGACAGAUUUGGGAAAUUUGGGGAAGUGUUAGAUGUCGAAAUUGUAACCAGGAAAGAUGGAACAGGAAUGCCUAUGAAGACCUUUGGUUAUAUCAACAUAAACAUUUCUGAUGCAGACUUGAAAAAAUGCAUGACUGUAUUAAAUAAAUCCAAAUGGAAAGGUGGAACGCUGCAGAUUGAAAUUGCCAAGGAAAGCUUUUUACACAGGUUGGCUCAAGAACGGCAACAAGCAACUGAGAAGAGUCAGUCUCCAAGAGUUGAACACAAAGACAAAUUAAUGGAGUCCUUUAAGAAGGCUGGAGUGGAGAACUUCCACAUGAAAGCAGCAGUGCCAGGGACAGAGAUCCCAGGCCAUAAGGACUGGGUUGUGAGUAAAUUUGGGCGUGUUCUUCCAGUCCUUCAUCUUAAAGGUCACGGCAAGAACAAAGUGUUUAAAUAUGACCCAUCGAAGCACAGCCACAAUAUUAAAAAGCUGGAAAAUACAACUGAAGUUCCAGCCCAGACCCCAGUGUCUCAGCUCACGUGGGAAAUCCUGGAAGGUAAUGAUGAAAUCAGCAAGAAAAGAAGAGGAGAGUUUCCCCCGCAGAAAGCACGUCCUGCCAAGAUGAGAAAAGAUUUGCCAUGUAAAAAAUUGGAAAACUCUCAUUCUGAAGUUAAAUAUAAUGGACAAGACAAGGAAUCUCAUGAUAUCCAUGAGAAAAAUCGGGUGAUCUCGCGCAAAGUCAGCCAGGGUGCAAGCACUCUGAUAAUGCAAAACAUGUCUGGGCAAAAUGGUCCAAUAAGUGACAAGCAGAAUCGCACCCAAAAAAGGCUAGACAAAUCAGUGUGUGUGUUUGACAGCGAGCCUGAUUCUGAUGAUGAAAUACGUAUGUUGGUAGCUCAAGAAAACGCACAAAGCAGAAAUAUGAGUGCAGAGGAUGAGGAUAACCUGGAGGUGGUUGGAGAUGACUUUGUUGUCAAAACCAGUAUGUUCUGGGCCAGCCAGAAGUCAAAGGGUGAACUUGUAAUGAGGAGCUCAGAGGACCCUGAUGAUGGUCGAGACUAUGACUCAGCAGAUACUGAUGAAAUUCUCACCCAGAGUAAAGCUCCAAAUAUUGCAGACAAGCAGCAAGAAACUGAAAAAUCAGUGUUGAAUAAUCAAAAUGUUGACACCAGUGAAUGCAUGUCUAAACCUGGCAAAAGCAAACGUAAGACUGGCAGUGAAGUCCUUCCAAAAGAAUCGCCCUGUCUAACUGAAUCCAGCAAUGAUGAGGCAUCAGAGGGGUGUGAAGAUUCUGAUUUGGAUUAUGAUACUGUGAUGGCCCACUGUCAACGACUGGAGAUAUCACUAGCAGAUUUGGCACAACUUGCAAAGGAAUGCUCUGUUGCUGAAGGAGAGAACAAUGGAGAUUGUCAGGAAUCUGAUUCACAAGCUGUGCCUGGACAAACAUCUGAAGCUCCAUUUUCUAAGGGUAAGGACUAUGUGCCUCUACAAGCAAAGAAGGGCAAUUCUCCAGAGGAGAUUUUGGCUGCCAUUUUGGCAGAGGACAGUAGCGAUGAGGAAAGUGAUAGCAAGAAAAAAAAGAAAAGGAAAAAGAGCUCAGCCUUGAGUCUGCCUGCCUUCAUGGGGACAAAAGCUCUUUCGGGAGCUGUAUCUGCUGUUGAAACAGGGCUCUCUCCGAAGAGGAAGCAAGGUGAGGGAGAAUGUGAGGCGACAGAAUCUGUUAAGAAACAGAAAGUGGCGCACACGGCAUCAUCUGACUUCAGUGCCUCAGAAGACGAGAGCAACACAGUCGUGUCCAAGCUACCACCGUUUAAAGGACUUAACAGUCUGUCAUUACCUAAAGAUGAGAAAACAAAGAGGACAGACAGUGAUAUCUUGGAAAAAUCCAACAAAUCAGAAAGCACAGAAUCAGACUCAGAUUCCAGCAGCUCUGGUGGCGAGGAUCUAGAUGAGUUAGCUGAAGACCCCAAACGGCAUUCUGACGUUGCAGGAAAAACGGAUAUGUCUGCUCCCAAAGAGAGGCUUCCAUUGAACCUUUCUGAGACCCUGAAUGCUGAAAGCAGCUCACCCGGUGCAAAGACACUGAGUGCUAAAGAAGUGGAGGUCGAAAAGAAAGUCGCACCAAAAGACUCAAAGAGCGCGUCCUCGCAGCAGCCGCAGAACAAUACAGAAUCAUUAAAGCAGCCUUCCCAUAAAACCGCCGGCCUGGAGAACGCUCUGAAACAGCAGCAGGACAACCAGAAACGCCUGGCUGCCAUGGAACAGAGGCAGAAAGAGGCAGAGCAGCAGAAGAAGCUCAUUCAAGGUGCUCUCUCUACUUUGGACACACCCGUAGCAAGCAAGGGCAAACACAUUGUAUUUGAGUGGGAUGAUGAAAGUGAAGGGGAAGCUGAACACAGCGCAGCAGGACCUGGCGACUCAAGAGUGAACCUGUUUGAGAAGGGCUCAGAGUCCUCAUCUGAGAGUUCCAGCGAAGAGGGACCUGGAACUGGGGAAACGCAGGAGCUCAGAGUCAAGGAAUUUCAAAAGCAAGGAGGUGGCAAACUGUUUGACAGCAGUGAAGACGAGGAGGAGGAUGAUGGCGAGAGGUUCCAUAUUAAACCACAGUUUGAGGGCAAAGCAGGACAGAAGCUCAUGCAGUUGCAGUCCAGGUUUGGAACGGAUGAGCGAUUCCGUAUGGAUUCACGGUUUCUUGAAAGUGAUGAUGAAUCAAACAUUCCAGAGGAGACGGCUGCUCACAGUGGUGUGGAAGUGCAACUUGAAGAGGAAAAAAAGAAGAACCUAGACAUCUUACAAAGUUUGUUGAAUAUUGAUGUUCGCAGUGCUGCGACCAGCAAGGAAACCACAAAGAGCAAGGCAUUCAGAGAUAUUUCUGCCCUUCACUACGAUCCUACUCGGGAAGAGCACUCUGCCUUUGAAACAAAGUGUGAGGAACCCAAGAAAGAGAGCAAGGCUGCGAGACGCAAGAAGCGAGAGGAAGCAGAGAAGCUCCCUGAGGUGUCCAAAGAGAUCUUCUAUGAUGUGGCUGUGGACCUGAAAGAGGUGUUUGGGUCUCAGAAGGAAAACACUGAGUCAAAACAGACUGUUGCCUGGGAUAAGGAGGAGGAGGAAGAGAAUGUGGACCAAACUACAGAGGAGGAAGCUGCAGUUGGACAGCUCACUGUGCAGCAUUCUAACGCGAGCGAUGAGAAAGCGGAAUCUGCGGGCUUCAAAUUUUCAUUCUUCGGAGAUGACACAGCAGAGGACACCACUGUGAAAGAUGACUACAAGAUUGAGAUUCUGAAGGGAGCAAAGGUACCAUGGCAGGAGAACCCCUGCUUCCAGGACAGCAGCUCUGAGGAAGAGGAGGAGGAAGAGGCAGAAGAGGGAACAGGAGAUCAGUCUGCCCCUGCCAAUGUGUCAGAAGCACCAGUGGCAGCAAAGAAAACCUUCUUCUUUUUCUUCCAAGAUGAUGAACGGUUAAAAGAGGGACCUAAAAUGUUCUGUAGAUCAGCAAAACUGGAAGAUCAGAGGGGACACUGGGAGGAGCAGCGAACGUCAUUGAUUGAGGAGUACAGGAAGAAGCACAAGGAUGCAAGGCGGAGACUGAAGGCUUCACAAAGAAGCUGAAUGGAGCACCAACUGGUCCCUUGUACUCCUGCUGUGCCUGGAUUUUCACACGUCCCUAUGGGCACGAAUGGACUGUAUUUAUCUUGGUAUACUAUUUCAGUCAAAAUCGGCACAGAUCAAAUUUCAGUUGGUUGAUCACCGGAAAUUCAAAGUUAACCUUGUGCCAUAAUUUAUUUUUGGAAUAGUUUAUACCUUUUGUAUGAAGAAAAAAAGCACAAUUAACCUUAUUUUAUUUAGUAAUAAAUAACAUCGGAACCUGACUGUUUUUGACCACUAGAGUGUGUUAAAAGCAAGUGUUGCAUAAGUAUAUAACCAACCCUGAACUUGUUACAUGUGUUCUCCUUUUUCAUUUACAUUUCAGGGUAUACGGUAUAAAUGUUGAUACCUUUCUGAAUCUCAAAGCACUGAAGGCCUGUGUCAUGUUUAGCUGAAAGCAACUUCAGAUGUUGUAAAUCUAACAAACUGGAGGGGCAGUCAGAUUGCAUGCCCCCCCCCCUUCUGUCAUGAUAAGUAUGUAGAAGCCAAGUCCAAGUAUUUUUCCCCACAGUCAUUUCACUUAGUUUAAAGCAGAGCUGUAUCCUGUUCCAUAACCUUCAUAGCCAUUCCAUUCAGAGUCAGACAGUUGUACAGUGGUGAACACAGCCUCUGCUCCAGGUGUCAUUGGUGGAGGUAAUAAGGAUACUGUUAAAUGAUGGUCAGUGUGUCAGUCGAGAGGCAAUUAUGUCUUCAAAGGUAAUGUCUCCCCUGUCUUUUCCUAGUGCCAUGCCCCUGUUUCUCUUAAAGUGUCAUGUGUAUACUUUAUAAGAGAGUUUGUCUUUACCUGAUCGUGACUUAAGGGCUAGCAUUGGAAAAUGCUCAAAUUUCAAAGUAUGUGAGCGAUUUCAUUUGAAGGCUUAUUUACGGGGUGGUCAUAAAGUCCCAGUAUUUGGUAGGAAAUCCUUUAUCCUUCCUUAAUCCUUUUUUAUUUCACAAUUACAUGUAAAUGGUGAUAUUUAUUUCAGUUUCAAUUGUAACCCAAGAGGAGCUGCAACAGAGACAACCCAAAAAUAGAUUGAUAAGUUCGCUCUUGGACAUGUGAAAUGUAUAAUAUACUUUAUACUAUGGCCACACUGUACAGUUGUUAAUUCUAAAUGCUUGAUGUGAGCCAGUGCAACAGUCUUCACUUUGAUUUUUUUAUGUAUUAGAAUGAGUGUUGUGCCAGCAGUGUUGCAUUUCCCUGUGAGAAGUAGUUUGAGACCCAGCUGCACAUAGUCAAGAUGUAGUGCGAUCUCUGGCCUUGCCCUCAUUUACACCAAUGAGGGACUGCUCAGUGGCAGUCGAUGACUAUGUGAUACCCUCAGAAUAGUUUGCUCUCCAUGCCGCAGGGUUUCUUAUCAGGGGACAGGGGUAGAUCUCCUCUGAAUAGCCUUCAGCCACCAAAGACGUGG